AUGACCUUGUUCGCUAUCUUUUCUGCCCUAUUGUUGGCAUUUGCCACCGCUGCACCCGUCCAACCCGUUGAGCUGCUUGCCUGGAGCCCCACCAUCCUCUGCCCCACUCGUUUCACAAUGUGGCCCCAAGGUUCCACGCAAACCGUGACCUGGGCGACUAACAACAUCCCUGAUGAGAAAAAGAAUUCUACUGGUCUCCUGCUAUUUGGAUUCAUGGCAAACGAUUCCGAGAACUUGGACAUUCAGCAUCCCCUCGCUGUGGAAUUCCCCAUCACCGAUGGUAUGGUCACGAUCACUGUUCCCGAGAACGCGACGGUUCGCAAUAAUGCUAUCGUUGUCUUGUUUGGUGACUCUGGAAAUGCUUCUCCACAGUUCGCCAUCGUCUAG
Suillus clintonianus is the source of this 387-nucleotide messenger RNA. RefSeq lists its product as uncharacterized. The record is from RefSeq and is a predicted model, not a curated record. The transcript is spliced from 3 exons. NCBI's taxonomy places the organism in Eukaryota, Fungi, Basidiomycota, Agaricomycetes, Boletales, Suillaceae. The coding region runs from base 1 to 387 and encodes 128 amino acids.